Neomonachus schauinslandi (Hawaiian monk seal) is the source of this 1945-nucleotide messenger RNA. It is a transcript of the gene CEP57, whose product is annotated as centrosomal protein 57. The record is from RefSeq and is a predicted model, not a curated record. The transcript is spliced from 11 exons. Gene Ontology annotation, molecular function: gamma-tubulin binding; microtubule binding; identical protein binding. Gene Ontology annotation, cellular component: centrosome. The coding region runs from base 291 to 1793 and encodes 500 amino acids. NCBI's taxonomy places the organism in Eukaryota, Metazoa, Chordata, Mammalia, Carnivora, Phocidae.
CAGCGAGGGAAGAGGCGGAUUCUCUCCUACUACCGGAAGACGUCCGCUUUUUUGAUUGGCUACUCAAGACGUCCGUUAGGACGUGUUGCCUUUUCCGAGUGCACUCUGAGCGUGGGCGCCCCUGUGGGGGUGUGUGCAGGGGUUUCUAGACCCGGCACCAAUACCCCAACCCCUUUCCAUCAGGGGUUCGGCUUAGGGUCGCCCCUGGUGGGCGGCUCUCGAAUCUUGAGGAGGAGCUCGAGAGCCCGGACCCCCCCAGGGCUGCGCAGGUCCUCUGGGGAGGCAGGAAGAUGGCGGCAUCGGUCUCCGCGACUUCUGGUUCUCAGAUCUCGAACAUCUUAGUCGAACCCUCAAGGUCUAAUGGAAGUAUGGUUCGCCAUUCCUCAUCUCCAUAUGUAGUAUAUCCACCUGAUAAGCCUUUCCUUAAUAGUGAUCUACGACGCUCCCCAAAUAAGCCUACAUUUGCCUAUCCGGAAAGUAACAGCAGAGCUAUAUUUUCUGCUCUGAAGAAUCUUCAAGAUAAGAUUCGACGCUUAGAACUUGAAAGGAUUCAGGCAGAAGAAAGUGUGAAAACCUUGUCUAGAGAAACAAUUGAAUAUAAGAAAGUAUUGGAUGAACAGAUACAAGAAAGAGAGAAUUCAAAGAAUGAGGAGUCAAAGCACAAUCAAGAACUGACCUCUCAGUUGUUAGCUGCAGAAAGUAAGUGUAAUCUUUUAGAAAAACAGUUGGAAUACAUGCGCAAUAUGAUAAAGCAUGCAGAAAUGGAAAGGACAUCUGUCUUAGAAAAACAGGUUUCCCUCGAAAGAGAACGACAACAUGAUCAAACACAUGUGCAGAGCCAGCUUGAAAAGUUGGAUCUUCUGGAACAGGAGUAUAACAAACUUACCACAAUGCAGGCUCUGGCAGAAAAAAAAAUGCAAGAGUUGGAAGCAAAACUCCAUGAAGAAGAACAGGAAAGGAAACGUAUGCAAGCUAAGGCAGCCCAGUUGCAGACUGGUCUAGAAACAAAUAGAAUUAUCUUUGAAGAUAAGACAACUCCAUGUGUUCCCAAUGCAAGAAGAGUUAAAAAAAAGAAGUCAAAACCACCAGAAAAGAAAGGUUCUAGGAACUAUUUUGCUGCACAACCACAUUAUAGAUUAUGCUUGGGGGAUAUGCCUUUUGUAGCUGGAAAGUCCACCAGUCCUAGCCAUGCUGUGGUAGCCAAUGUUCAGCAUGUCUUGCAUCUAAUGAAGCAACACAGUAAAGCCCUGUGCAAUGAUCGAGUGGUCAACAAUGUUCCUUUGACAAAGCAAGGUUCUUCACGAAGUGGUAAAAGUAAGAAGUUGUCAGUAACGCCUUCCUCCUCCAACAGCAUUAAUGAAGAGUUAUCAGAAGUCUUACAGACUUUACAAGAUGAAUUUGGGCAAAUGAGCUUUGAUCACCAGCAGCUUGCGAAACUUAUCCAAGAAUCCCCAACUGUUGAACUGAAAGACAACUUAGAGUGUGAACUAGAGGCGUUGGUGGGGAGGAUGGAGGCCAAAGCCAACCAAAUAACUAAAGUUCGAAAAUACCAAGCCCAGCUGGAGAAACAGAAGGUAGAGAAGCCGAGGAGGGACUUGCGAACCACCAGAAAGACUCUUGAUGAAGAAGGGAACAGCAGCAGUCGUUCUUCUGGAAUCACAGGGACCACAAACAAGAAGGACAUUGCCAAACCGAGACCUGGUGAAAAAAGCAGGAAAAAUCUUCAGUUAUUGAAGGACAUGCAAACCAUACAGAGUUCAUUACAAAGCAAUAGUUUAUGUUGGGAUUACUGACUGGUACCAGGUUAUAAAUUUUAUUCAGAUAAUCUGUACCUCAUCAAUCAGAUUUUGACAAUUUACUCUCCAGGUCUCAUACUCUCUUAUGUUGGAAUUAAUGAAUAGCCGGUGUUAAGGGGCCCAAGCUUCACUACACAGGCUUCUUGUGU